CGGGCACAGACUUUCCUUUUUUAUUUGUCACUCAGACAAGCUGAAGAAACCUGUCUACAGUGAUUCUAUCUGGUGGAAAUAAAAGAUAUAAUAACUACAUCCAACGUGACGAGUUCAUCAGAAACUAUAAUGAUGGCAGAUCAUGGUAAGCCUUGCACUGAAUCAGAUGCAUCCUAUUGCAUGAAUGGAGGAAAAUGCUUCAAAAUAGAGAUGCAGAAAAAUGCAGAGAACCCUAUGUCCAUGCUCACUUGUGUAUGCAAUAACAACUAUGUAGGUAGCAGGUGUGAGCAGUUUCAACUGGAGAUCAUGUCAGACAACAGUCAUGAGACAGGCAUGAUCGCUGCAAUAGUCAUCCUCCUCAUCCUCAUCCUGCUGGUGCUGGCUGUUGUCAUCUACUGCAUCUGCAAAGUGCGAAGGAAAGCACCAAUAGGUAAAAAGGACGUAUCAAAAUCCCCGAAUGGAGCAAUAUGACUGAAUGCAAUGAAUGAUAUAAAUCGACAUCAAAGGCAUUGUGUUUUUUAAUACUUUCUUUAUAUUUAAAUGAACACAUGUAAAUAGUUAUUUUCCAAUACAUUUUUUCCCAAAAAGAAUUUGUGUCAAAUGAACUUUAUAUUCCAGAUUAGGAAAAUGUUAGAAUAAUGUAAUAUAUUUAAAAAAUAAUGUUAUUAUUCUUGUCGGUUUGAACCUACUGGCAAUAUAAAACUCUGUGGAAAAUGUCUUCUUCAACAAAUUCUUCAAAUUUACGCACAUAUAGGCAAAAAUAAAAAAGGUUCAUUCUUAUACAGAC
Tachysurus fulvidraco (yellow catfish) is the source of this 787-nucleotide messenger RNA. Its product is annotated as pro-neuregulin-4, membrane-bound isoform. NCBI's taxonomy places the organism in Eukaryota, Metazoa, Chordata, Actinopteri, Siluriformes, Bagridae. The transcript has 5 exons. The coding region runs from base 130 to 471 and encodes 113 amino acids. The record is from RefSeq and is a predicted model, not a curated record. Gene Ontology annotation, biological process: epidermal growth factor receptor signaling pathway; positive regulation of mitotic nuclear division; positive regulation of cell population proliferation.